Molecule: messenger RNA, 363 nt
Organism: Seminavis robusta
Lineage: Eukaryota; Bacillariophyta; Bacillariophyceae; Naviculales; Naviculaceae
Source: the annotation of a GenBank genome assembly
AUGGGUGGCGGCAUUCUUCAGUGUCUCCUUGUACGCCUCGUAGGUGAAGCGCUCCUUGGGACCAUGACGGCACAUUCUUUCAUGCUCACGGGAUCUGAUGUCGUUCAAGACUUGGACAUCGGUGAAGGCACGCUGCAGGAACAGCUUCUGCAUGCUGUCGCUGAGCUUGUCGCUGGGAUCUCGGUGGCCAUCAUUGUAGUGGGUGAUGGUCUCGUCAAACUUGAUGACAAAGUCAACAGCAGAGCCUUCUCCCUGCUGAGUACUUUGCAGAACUCCUCGGAUGAACCGAUGGAUCUAUGCUGUCCUCCAGACCACAGUCAAGACAACCAAUGUGAAGGUCAUUGUGAAGUCUCACUUCCAUGA